This is a messenger RNA of Solea solea (common sole), 2310 nucleotides long. It is a transcript of the gene gpr174, whose product is annotated as G protein-coupled receptor 174. Gene Ontology annotation, molecular function: G protein-coupled receptor activity. The transcript has 3 exons. Bases 549 to 1586 code for a protein of 345 amino acids. Lineage: Eukaryota; Metazoa; Chordata; Actinopteri; Pleuronectiformes; Soleidae. The record is from RefSeq and is a predicted model, not a curated record. Gene Ontology annotation, biological process: positive regulation of Rho protein signal transduction; phospholipase C-activating G protein-coupled receptor signaling pathway. Gene Ontology annotation, cellular component: membrane.
GUGUCUGUCUAUAGGCCAGUGUCAUGGUGUCUGUGAGUUCCCUCUUGUACUCUCUACAAUGGGGUUCACAGCAUGUCUUGUGCGUUGAGAGCAGCGUGUGUGGAUAGACCUGGGUGCCCGCCACUAACAUUUAGGGUGCUGCUACACGAGGCCAGAUGUCGUGUGUGUGAGUGGAAAAACUGUAGCGCGCCCACUGAGAGAGGUGAAUCACAGCCGCUAUAAUCAUGUGUUUCCAUUGGCGACAGAUGAGGACGUGAAAUGCUGAAUCCUGAGGAUGCCAGGAUUGAUGAUGAUGAUCUGAGGCAACAGUUUAUCAGCGCAGGACACAAACGUCAGAUUUGAUUUAAAGACAUUGUUUCUCCCUCCAUGAUGCUGCAGAGAAGAGGAGCUGACCAGUCAUAGCAUUAACUCCUCCCCACCAUAGUGGACAGCAUGGAUGCUCAAAAAACCCACCACCAGAUGACAAGCAUUGUUACUGAUACAAGCGUUGUGUUGGUUCCCAGGGCAGCUUGACUUAACACUUACCAGGUAACAGCCCUUGGUCUAAGAUGAACUCUGCGAACAACAGCUGUGGAAACAUUGACGAUCUGCGGACGUAUCAGCACUAUGUGUAUGCAGUGGUGUACAGCGUGAUCUUAGCACCUGGCCUGCUGGGUAAUGUGCUGGCACUGUGGGUGUUCAGGGUCUAUGUCAGAGAAACCAAGAAGGCUGUGGUGUUCAUGAUGAACCUGGCUGUGGCCGACUUGCUGCAGGUGCUCUCUCUGCCGCUGAGGAUUUACUACUACCUGAACAACACCUGGCCAUUUGGUCGACAUCUCUGCAUGCUCUGCUUCUAUUUCAAGUACGUCAACAUGUACGCCUCGAUCUAUUUCCUGACGUGUGUCAGUGUGCGUCGCUGUGAGCUCAUCAUCCGACCACUGAGGUACAACUCAUCCAAGCGAAAAAGGGACUUGGUGAUAUGUGCCCUGGGCUGGCUGUUUGUCUGUCUGGCCUGUCUGCCGUUCCUUCUGCUGAGGAACCCCAUCUCUGAACAGCACAGUGAUCAGCCCCUCACACAUAAUGUGUGUUUUGCUGAGCUGCCCCUGAGGCCUAUCAGCACUCCGGCAGCCUGGACUCUCCUCUUCAUAGCUGAGCUGAUAGGUUUCAUCAUCCCCCUCAUCCUGGUGUUGGCCUGCACCUGUCUAACUGCUGGGAGUCUUCGGAAGCUGACAGAGGGGGCCAUUCCUGACCGAGGAGAGAAGCGGAGAGCGUUAAGGAUGGUGCUUAGCUGUGCUGGCGUGUUCUUAGUGUGUUUUGCUCCUUACCAUAUCACUAUGCCUCUGGACUUCUUGGUCAAAGCCAACGCUGUGAGCAGCUGUGACUUCAAAGAGCUGAUUAAGCGAUGUCAUCCUGUCACGCUCUGUCUGGCCAGUUUGAACUGCAGCCUGGACCCCCUCAUGUAUUAUUUCACAACUGACGAAUUCUGGAGGCGCCUGAGCAAGCACGAUGUAUCAGAGGACGGGAAUUUCAGCAGGCGCAUGUCCUGCAUAACUGGAGGAGAAACCACACAGAGCGCUCACGUUGAAGCACCAUUAGUUCAGUCUUAACCACUAAACCAUGACAUAAAGUCCAUACAUAGUGUGAUACGUGUGCGCUUUCAGACUUAAAAAUAACACUCACAUGUAGUGGUUAGCGCUCUUGCCUUUGCAGCAAGAAAACCUGGGUUAGCAACCCGGUCAGAACAAGGGUCUUUCUGUAUGGAGUUUGCAUGUUCUCCCUGUGUGUGCGUGGGUUUCCUCUCACAGUCCAAAAACAUGCAAUAUGGGGAUUAGGUAAAUUGGACACUUUAAAUAGGUGAGAGUGGAUGGCUGUUUGUCUAUGUAUGUGUCCCUGUGAUGGACUGCUGAACUGUCCAGGGUGUACCCCGCCUAUCGCCUAUCGUCAGCUGGGAUUGGCACCAGCGCCCUCUGAGCCUCAUGUGGAGGACAAAGCAGUAGAAGAUGGACAGACGGAUGAAUUAUAACAUUUAUUAUAACAAUUAUGACAAGAAAUAUGUGCUUAGUAAGAAAUAUUACAUUUUUAGUGCUAAGACAAAAAACACUGAAUAAUAAAUAGAAUGUAUUAAAACAGUUAAAGGGAACUGAAAGAGAAAUUGUUUAAAAAUGUAAUCAUGUUUGUCAUUUUCUUUUUUCUAUUUAUUUUUCAAUAAAAUUGUUCUUUCUACAUUUGUUACCAUCAACAAACAUCUCUAAUAAACAUCAGGACACAGAAAACAACGAUGUAUAGCAACACUUAACUUUAGAGUCUUUAAUCUAGAAUCUAACUGCUGCA